Messenger RNA from Haplochromis burtoni (Burton's mouthbrooder), 1885 nucleotides. RefSeq lists its product as uncharacterized. Gene Ontology annotation, biological process: T cell activation; positive regulation of ERK1 and ERK2 cascade; interleukin-15-mediated signaling pathway. Gene Ontology annotation, cellular component: external side of plasma membrane; membrane raft. The transcript is spliced from 3 exons. Gene Ontology annotation, molecular function: protein tyrosine kinase binding; MHC class II protein binding. The record is from RefSeq and is a predicted model, not a curated record. NCBI's taxonomy places the organism in Eukaryota, Metazoa, Chordata, Actinopteri, Cichliformes, Cichlidae. Bases 302 to 1048 code for a protein of 248 amino acids.
UUACUUUUUUAUCUAAUCUUUUUUUAGGAUCCAUUUAUCCAAUCGUUUUAAUAUUCAGAACCGAUUGUGAUUAAAAAUGAAAUCUGAAACACAGACCUCACGAAGGCAAAGCUUUUAUCUCCACACAGGGUUUUGUGUGACUGGUUGGAUGUGUUUGAUUGUUUGCAGGUUUUCUCAAAAAUAGAUUUGCAUGAAAAAUCUACAGGAGGUGAAAAAGUCUCCCAACUUGUGAGAAAGUGCGAGGUGCAAAAAGGACGUGUUUGUGUACAGCACAGUUGGAGGAGACGCUCUUCUUCCAUGCAUGGUGUCCUCAGACUGCUCCGCCAUCUCCUGGACCUUCUUUAACAAAGGCACGGACGUGCGGUUCGUCCAUGAGGUCGUCAAUGGGAAGGUGACGGCCGAUUCAGAAAAAUCCAGCCGUAUGACCUUCGCAUCCAACUGCUCCAUCAGCCUCCGCAACCUCAGGGUGCGGGACGCUGGAUCCUACGUCUGCCUGAGGAACGACCAGCCUGUCACUGACGUUUACCUCUCCCUCCUCACAAUCUCGUCUUUCUCCACCUUCACCGACCUCCAGCCUGGAGGAAUCCUCUCCUUGACCUGCACCUUCUUCACUUAUUAUGACGCAGGGAGCUGCAAGUCAUACUCAAAGAGCGUGUUCAGCCUGAGCUGGGUGGAUGAGGAUGGGGGAAAGCUGCCCAACAACAGCAGGUACAACCUGACCAGCCACACUCGCUGCAACAUCACUCUGGUGACAAAACUCCAGAAGGACGACAACAACAGGAGGUGGAGGUGUCUGGUGAACACCACAGAGAACAGCAGAGCCGUGUUUCUGGACUUCAGGUCUGCCUUUUUGUUCCAAAAUAAUGAUGAUGACAGCCUGAAUCCUUCGGUCACGGCGAUGUGUCAGGUGAAGCUGCCCAUCAGCCGCAUCGUGCUCUGUGUGGCCCUCCCGAUCAUGGUGACCAUAGUGGCAUUCUUCACGUGGAAGUCGGACCGCGAGAGGGCCAAAGCAUCAGCAGAAUCCUUCAUGCUCCACGAGAUCAACUGACCGUCCAUCACUGCAGGAUUUUUGUACUAUUUUCACUUCUCUGGCCCCUUUUCAAUCAUCACAUCCUCAUGGAUCCUGUAAGAGAAUACUACUACAGUUAUGUUGCAGUAUUGUAUUAUUAAUGACAUAUUUUAUUAAUAAUUUGUGGAAAAUUUUAAUGCAAAAAAAAAGGUUCUUGUUGUUUUUUAGUUCUUUGUUUGUUUGGUUUUUUAGAUUUGUUUUUACUGCUGAAAUGUGAAAAAGACGUCGCCUGGAUGCGAUCUGUUGCUAUGUUGCGUUGUUUUAAAGCCUGUAUAGAUCUUUCAGCAUUGAUGGUACAUUUCCAGAUGUGCAAGCCGCCGGACCAGGGGCAUAAUCAGACCCAACCAAUAUAACCCCCCAAUAAAAUUAUGAAUUAUCUUGCAUAAAUAGGCUGUUGAUUUUCUUUACUGAUUUCAGAUAUUACCAGCAAAAUAGUUGCAUGUUUAAUCAUCUGGGAAUUUACCCAAAUUUAUUUAUUUAUUUAGACAGAGAUCUUGACCCCCAUUGGUAAACAUUAUUCUGAAAAGUUUCCACAAUUUGUAGACAGUUUUUUGGAGCUCGGUGAACCUCUGUCCAUCCUCUCUUUUUGUUACUGACCUGUUGUUAAUUAACACAGCUGUGAAAUGUCCUCCAGUUGAUGCUUUUUAGUACCACUUACUUUUCCAGCCUUUGUUGUCCCAACUUUUCUCAGAUGUGUUGCUGCCGUCAAAUUCAAAAUGAGCUAAUGUUUUAUAGUAAAAUAUUUCACUUUAAACAUUUUUAAUGUUUUGGUGUUGUAUGUUGAAUAAAAUGUUGGUUUAUGAGAUCUGAAAAUAA